AUUAGGUACGAUGAAUUAGAACAACAAGCAAUGGAGCAAUAUAGAACUUCAGAGGAAUCUUUGGCGCUUAAAUAUCAAGAACUCGAACGCCAAGCAAUGGAACAAUACAAGUUUUGUAGUAGCAACGUACAAGAUGAUACAGUUCCACGUACGCUGAUGGAUGAUAAAAACAUUUAUGAACGAUUUAAAAAAAAUUUUAAAGAAGAAAAUUGUUUUGGUGGACAAAAAUGUUCCGGGUUUGGAAAAUGUAGUCCUGUGAAUACGGAUGUGAAAGAAGAAGGAGAUGAUUUUCUGCAGAAACAGGGAAAUUUUGUACGAAUGGAAAAUAAAAAUGAAUUAGAUGUUCCUUGCCGAUUUUUCUCCGAUAAAAAUAGUCGAUCAAGCAUUCUUUCAAAAAGUUUGACCACCUUAUCUGAAGAACUAUCUCAAAAAUCGAAAAACACAGCUAAGGGUGCAUCAGGUGAUAAAAUCAGCAAAAGUGUUUCAGUCCGGACAUCGUCAAAAAGGCGUCUGAUACUGGUGUCACCCUUUGAGAAAGAAUCAGAAGCCAAAUUAACGAGAUCAACUGAUCUAGAAGAAUUUUAUUGUAUCACACGAGCAAAUAAAAAUAUCUUCGGCUAUUACAAUAAUUCAAAAAUCGGACAAAUUGGUGGUGGAGAUGAAAAUAUAACUAUAAUUCAAUCUCCCAGAACAGAAGGUAUAAAUUUCAAAGAAAAAAUAUAUAAACAAUUUUUUAAUACUUUUUUUUUAGUUUGGCUCUCAGGUUUUUGGACCACAUGAAGAAUGAAACUUUUAGGAAUCAAGAAAGGAAUAAAACUUAUUCAAUAAAGAAAACAAUUAUAUUAAAUAGAUUAAUGUAUUUAAAUAUCAUAAUAAAUGCUUCGAAAAUUCUGUAUAAUAUACAUGCAUGUAUAUUUUAAUAAAAAUGACUUGAUAUUUUUUUAAUUACUAAAUAUUCAAGCAUGAUCCGUUCAGGCAGUACAUACAUAUGUAUUUCGUUUUAUUAAUUAAUUCAUCUUUCGCAAAAAAAAAAGGAAGAUAAGAGAGCAAUUAACAAUAAUUAUCGUUAUUUUAUAAAAAUUAUUAAGUAUUUUGAUAA
Molecule: messenger RNA, 1099 nt
Organism: Apis florea (little honeybee)
Lineage: Eukaryota; Metazoa; Arthropoda; Insecta; Hymenoptera; Apidae
Source: RefSeq, a predicted model, not a curated record